AUGGCGAAACAAAACCCCGACAUCGAGGCUACCGACCCGGACGUCUCGCUGUCUGGCAACAGCAGCAAGUCCGAUCUCAACUCGGCCUACCACACCGAGCAUGCCGCCCCCGCGGGCUACCAGUCUCACACCGCCCGCCAGGCCUCCGUCGCGGCGAAGCUGCGGAACCCCCUUGCGGGGCUCUCGGAGCAGCAAGUCAUUGCUGACGUCGACGCGUGGUGUGUCGAGAAGGGCCUUGUCGAGCACCAGGAUGCGUUCCGCAAGGGCGCGCUGAUCGCGCGCAUGGGCCAGCGCGACGACGGGUACGAGUACGUCGGGCAGCUGAGCGAAGAGGAAAAGGCCAUCUUCCGGAAAGAGCAGGCAAGCCGCUGGUCGCAGCCGUUCAUGCUGUACUUUCUCGUAGUGCUGUGCGCAGGCUCCGCGAUUGUGCAGGGCAUGGACCAGACUGCUGUGAAUGGCGCGCAGCUGUUCUACUUCACUGAAUUCGGCAUCACGGACGUCUGGCUCCAGGGUCUGCUCAACGGUGCGCCGUAUUUGUGCUCGGCGCUCAUCGGGUGCUGGAGCAAUGCGCCGCUGAACUACUACUUUGGUCGUCGUGGAACGAUUUUCAUCUCCUGCAUCAUCUCGUUCAUCACUGGCAUCUGGAUGGCUGCAGCGAACAACUGGAUCAACCUUCUGUUCGCGCGAUUUGCACUGGGUUUCGCCGUGGGUGCGAAGUCUUCCACUACGCCUGUCUACGCUGCCGAAUCGGCACCGAAGAACAUCAGAGGCGCACUGACUAUGAUGUGGCAAAUGUGGACUGCCUUCGGCAUCAUGUUGGGGUUUGUCGUCUCCGUCGCCUUCCAGCACACCACCGUCCUCGGCGAAGGCUCCCAGUGGCGCUGGAUGCUGGCCAGCACCUCGAUUCCCCCGCUCAUCGUGUGUCUGCAGGUGUACUUCUGCCCGGAGUCGCCCCGAUGGUACAUGGAGAAGGGCAAAUUCGAUAAAGCCUUCGACGCCCUGUGCCGCUUGCGCAAUCACAAGAUCCAGGCCACGCGCGACAUGUACUACGCGUACAAGCUGCUUGAAGUCGAACAGGCCGAGCGUGCGGGCAGGUCGCUGUGGAAGGAGUUCUUCACCGUGCGCCGCAACCGCCGCGCCGCGCAGUCGUCCUUCUUCGUCAUGUUCAUGCAGCAGUUCUGCGGUGUCAACGUUAUCGCAUACUACUCCUCCUCCAUCUUCGAACAAGCCGGCUUCUCCCGCUCCGAGGCCCUGCUCACCAGCAUGGGCACCGGCAUAACCAACUUCCUCUUCGCGAUCCCGGCCAUCUACACAAUCGACACCUUCGGCCGGCGCAACCUGCUGCUCACCACCUUCCCGCUGAUGGGCCUGUGCCUGCUGUGGUGCGGACUCUCCUUCUUCCUCCCCCAAGAACUCGUCGACGGCGAACUGCGCCCCACAACGCAACGCCUGGGCUCCAUCGCGGCCGCAAUCUACACCUUCAUGGCCGUGUACUCGCCCGGCGAGGGCCCCGUGCCGUUUACGUACAGCGCCGAGGCGUUCCCGCUGCACCUGCGCGACAUCGGCAUGUCGUUCGCGACCGCGACGUGCUGGGGCUUCAACUUCAUCCUGUCGCUGACGUGGCCCGCGCUCGUCGAGGCGUUUACCCCGCAGGGCGCGUUUGGCUGGUACGCUGCCUGGAACUUCUUCGGCUGGGUCUACUGCUACUUCCUGCUCCCCGAGACCAAGAAUCUGACGCUCGAGGAGCUGGAUACCGUGUUUGCGGUCGGGAAUCGCGAGUUCGCGGGGUACUAUACGAAGAAGCUGCCGUGGUAUUUGAAGAAGAAUGUGCUGAGGGCAGAUGUCGAGCCGUUUCCGCAGCUGUUUGAUCUGAACGAUGAUCCGAUUCCAGAGGGUGCGGUCAGGGGCGGGACAAGUACGCUGUUUGGCGAGAAGGCGCCCGUAGAUGGGGGCGCUGUGGAUGGUAUUGUGAGGUAA
Boeremia exigua is the source of this 1977-nucleotide messenger RNA. RefSeq names its product MFS sugar transporter-like protein. Gene Ontology annotation, cellular component: membrane. The coding region runs from base 1 to 1977 and encodes 658 amino acids. Gene Ontology annotation, molecular function: myo-inositol:proton symporter activity. The transcript is spliced from 5 exons. Gene Ontology annotation, biological process: transmembrane transport. The record is from RefSeq and is a predicted model, not a curated record. Lineage: Eukaryota; Fungi; Ascomycota; Dothideomycetes; Pleosporales; Didymellaceae.